Silurus meridionalis is the source of this 3819-nucleotide messenger RNA. RefSeq names its product thioredoxin related transmembrane protein 3b (gene tmx3b). Gene Ontology annotation, biological process: peptidyl-cysteine oxidation. Gene Ontology annotation, molecular function: protein disulfide isomerase activity. The transcript is spliced from 16 exons. Gene Ontology annotation, cellular component: endoplasmic reticulum. Bases 67 to 1443 code for a protein of 458 amino acids. Lineage: Eukaryota; Metazoa; Chordata; Actinopteri; Siluriformes; Siluridae. The record is from RefSeq and is a predicted model, not a curated record.
CCGCGCAUGCGCGGAAGCACACUGCUACUUAAAGCGUUUCCUGUUUGAUGCUUCUCUUUGGCAAAGAUGGCAGAACUGAAAGAAGUGAAAACUCUGACGUGUGGAGUGAUCACAACGUUCCUGUUAAGUUCCGCUGUUUUUGCGUUUGUGGAGGACCUCGAUGACACAUUCAAAGACAACCGAAUGAACGAUGUUUGGCUAGUGGAUUUUUAUGCUCCAUGGUGUGGAUACUGUAAAAAGCUGGAACCGAUCUGGCAUGAGGUUGGAGCUGAGCUUAAAAACUCUGGAUCACCAGUACGAGUAGGAAAAAUGGAUGCCACUGCAUACUCUGGCAUGGCGUCUGAAUUUGGAGUGCGAGGAUAUCCCACAAUAAAACUACUAAAGGCUGAACUUGCUUACAAUUAUAAAGGACCAAGGACCAAAGAUGACAUCAUCGAGUUUGCUAUCAGAGUGGCUGGGCCCUCUGUGCGGUCACUCCCAAGCAGGCAGAUGUUUGAGCAUGUCUUGAAGAGGCACACUGUCCUAUUCUUAUAUAUUGGGGGAGAGUCACCACUCAAGGAGAAGUACAUAGAUGUGGCUUCUGAACUUAUUGUUUACACCUACUUUUUUUCUGGCUCUGAGGACAUCAUACCUGAGCAGUAUGUGACAUUGUCUGAACUACCGGCUGUGGUUGUGUUCAAGGAUGGGACCUAUUUCACUUAUGAUGAGUAUGAAGAUGGCAGCUUGUCUUCGUGGGUGAACAGGGAACGUUUCCAAAAUUACCUGCAGAUCGACGGGUUCACACUGUAUGAGCUAGGAGAGACCGGUAAAUUGGUAGCGAUUGCCAUCAUUGAUGAAAAGGUUUCAGCAGAGGAAAGCUUGAGGUUAAAGAGUCUUAUACAGAGACUUUCUACUGAGUACAGGGACAAAUUCUACAGGGAUUUUCAGUUUGGCCAUAUGGAUGGAAAUGAUUACAUCAACAGCCUUAUCAUGGGUGAGGUAGCAGUGCCAUCUGUCAUUGUUCUCAACACAUCUAAUGAGCAGUACUUCCUGCCUAGCGAACCCAUUGAGAGUGUGGAGCAACUAAUCACUUUCAUCAAGAGUGUCCUGGAUGGCACAAUUCCGGCUUACGGAGGGGAUGGAUUUUUACAGAGACUCAAGCGUGUGGCCUAUGAUGCUAGAUCCACUAUCAUGUCUGUUUUCCGCAGUUCUCCAGUGCUGGCCUGUUUUCUCUUUGGCCUGCCAUUAGGUGUCAUUAGCCUUAUGUGCUAUGGCAUAUGCACAGCAGAGUCAGAUGACGACCCAGAGAUGAUAAAGCGAGAAGGACAGACAGAUGAGGAGGAUGAAGAUGAGGAAGAAGAUAUGCAACAGCAUCUGGCUGCACAGCUCAAGGAAACCGGAGAGGGUGAUGAGGGAGAAGAAGGGCUAGAGGAAAAGAGUUCAGCAGAAAAAAAGCUUGAUUAACACAGGGGAGAUGUGUGGAUAAAAGGAAGGAUGAUGACAGCAAUGCAGACAUUAAACAUUUAUCCAAUUUCAGAUUUCUUUAAUCACUGGCCUGAACACUGUCUUUCUACUGUAGGGUUUAAAAGGUGAGUUUUGAUUUUUAUAUAUAUAUAUAUAUAUAUAUAUAUAUAUAUAUAUAUAUAUAUAUAUAUAUAUAUAUAUAUAUAUAUAUAUAAAAUCUAAGUGAAUAGAACCAUGAAGUCAGUAUAUGUACAACACCCACUUCCAAAAAAGAUGGGAUGGCAGGUUAAAUUGUAAAUAAAACAUAUAAUGCAAUGAUUUGCAAAUCUCAUCCAAUCUUACAGAACCAUAUUUUAUUCACAAUAGAAUGUAAAAACAAUAUCAAAUGUUUAAACUGGGCAAAUGUGCCAUUUUUAGGGAAAUUAAGUAAUUUGGAAUGUGAUGGGUGCAACACGUCAUUAAAAAGCUGGAAAAGUAAGUGUUACUAAAAUAAUAGGGCUAUAAAAAAAACUUGGUUUUAUCGACAACAGGUCAGUAACGUGAUUGAUUUUAAAGUGCAUCUUGACGAAGCAGCGCCUAUCAGGUUCACUAAACUCGAAAAACUGCAUCUGUUGCCAUGUCAUUCACAAACACAGGUUAAAGCUCUUAUCAUUUAAAGAAGGAUACAUAUGUGAACAUAAUCAUUUAAAAUUGACCAAGGCAAUGUUUAAAACUGUUCUGCGUCAGAUGAAUUAAAAGUUAAAAUUAUUUUUGGAAAUCAUGGAUGCUCUGUACUCCACCUGGACAAAGGGAGCAUCAGGGAUCAUUAGUGCUCAGUCCAAAUGCAUGCAUGUCUGACGGUAUGGCGAUGCAUUAGAGCCUAUUAGGCAGCUUGCACAAAGGCAGAAUGAUGUAAGGUUUUUAUACAGGUUAUAGAGCAACAUAUGCUUCCAUCCAGAUAAUUUGUUUUUCAUGCAAGGCCUUGCAUAUAUUAGGAAGGCAAUGCUAACCCACAUACUGCAUCUGUUACAACAGCAUGGCUUUGUAGUACAAAAGAAUUGGCAUGUCUGCUGUCCAGAUCUCUCAGCAUUUAAAAACAUUUGGCACGUCACAAAACAAAAAGAAUGAUAUAAAAAAAACCAGGGCUGUCAAGAAGUUAGAAUCAUGUAGCAGAUACAAAUAGGACAAUGUUCAUCUCGCAAAACUCCAGCAAUUAGUCUACUUUUUCUAUUUUUUUAUUUUGUUUUUGUUUUUAAAGGAGAUGCUAUACAAUAGUAAACAUCGCCCUGUAACAACUUUUUUUGGGACGUGCCCACACCUAAAAUGGUGCAUUUUGUCAGUUUAAACAUUUGAUAUGUUUUUCUUCUAUUGGGCUAAGACAUAGGUUUAUUAGCUUUGCAAAUUAUUGCAUUCUGUUUUUAUUUACAGUUUACUUUAACAACCAUAAUUCCCAAAAAGUUGGGAUUUUAUGUAGAUUUAUUACCCUGAGAUUCAUGUUAAUGGCAAAUAGCUUUCUGUUUUAUGUGCUACAGGGCAUACUGUUUAGCUUUAUUGUUCAGUGCACUUUUUUUUUUCCUUCAUCUACUGUGCAAUUUUUUUUUUCUUGCUUCCGGUUUGGUAAUAGCUUUGUUAAAUGUAGAUAUUAGCCAUGUUUUUCUAUGAUCUAGCUAUUUUAUGCUUUAAAUCAGGAAAAUUAAAUUUGAAUACAAAAUGACUCGUGCCUCAUGAUAUUAGAGGUUUCGAAUGCAGUGCAACUUCCCUGCUAAAACUGCAGAAAGUAGUAAUAUUAAAAAGCCAUAAAGGCAUUAUUAAAAAUUAUUAUUGACAGGUUUGUAAAUGCAUGUAUUUAUCAUCAGCGUGUGUGUGUGUGUGAGUGAGAAUGAUCAAGAUAUACAAAAUAUGACUGAGCCUUUACUUCCAGACAUGACCAUUUCCACCAUGCAAGAAAAACAUCUUUAAAUUUAGUUUUGAAUCUGGGAUUAUCAUUUACUCAGUUAGCGAAUCUAGACGUAAUUAGACAAAACUAUGCUAUGCUUAUUUUACGUCAACAUUGUUAGUAAAUUACUCCUUUUGCAAUUCUUUGAACAAGUUAAUUGCACUGCUCAUAUGAAAGGCUAUGGUUUUGACAAUAGUUAUUGCUUUUUUGUGGCCUCUUAAAAAAAAAAAUAAUAAAUGAAGGUGUCUUCACAACAUAUAAUCAAGAUACAUUUUUAUUAGUGUUUAAUAUCGGAUUUUCUUGCUUGUGUAUAUAUUUUUUACUGUCUUAGAAAUGAAAACUGUCUGUUCUGAACUACUUCUGAACUUAUUCAAUGUCCGUGCACUGCAUUUAAGAUUUUUCUGUAUGCACUGUAAUUCAGCUACUUCCUGCUAAAAAUUAAAGACUUAAAGCUAAACCCA